This is a messenger RNA of Closterium sp. NIES-65, 837 nucleotides long. NCBI's taxonomy places the organism in Eukaryota, Viridiplantae, Streptophyta, Zygnematophyceae, Desmidiales, Closteriaceae. The record is from the annotation of a GenBank genome assembly.
AUGAGCUGUAAACGUACGCACUACGCCUUUUCAUUGCGGAUCACCCAGGGAAGGGGAUGGUGGGGAAGUGGGAGGCAGAGGGGGGUGGAGGGGCGGAUUACAUGGGGAGAGGAAGAUUGGGAGGUGUCGAUGUUGUGGUGCUGCAGGAAAGGAAGACGGCACACCUCAACUGCAAACGGUGCAGGUGAGGAGGAGGAGGAGGAGGAGGAGGAGGAGGAGGAGGAGGAGGAGGAGGAGGAGGAGGAGGAGGAGGAGGAGGAGGAGGAGGAGGAGGAGGAGGAGGAGGAGGAGGAGGAGGAGGAGGAGGAGGAGGAGGAGGAGGAGGAGGAGGAGGAGGAGGAGGAGGAGGAGGAGGAGGAGGAGGAGGAGGAGGAGGAGGAGGAGGAGGAGGAGGAGGAGGAGGAGGAGGAGGAGGAGGAGGAGGAGGAGGAGGAGGAGGAGGAGGAGGAGGAGGAGGAGGAGGAGGAGGAGGAGGAGGAGGAGGAGGAGGAGGAGGAGGAGGAGGAGGAGGAGGAGGAGGAGGAGGAGGAGGAGGAGGAGGAGGAGGAGGAGGAGGAGGAGGAGGAGGAGGAGGAGGAGGAGGAGGAGGAGGAGGAGGAGGAGGAGGAGAGGAGGAGGAGGAGAAGAAGAAGAAGAAGAAGAAGAAGAAGAAGAAGAAGAAGAAGAAGAAGAAGAAGAAGAAGAAGAAGAAGAAGAAGAAGAAGAGAAGAAGAAGAAGAAGAAGAAGAAGAAGAAGAAGAAGAAGAAGAAGAAGAAGAAGAAGAAGAAGAAGAAGAAGAAGAAGAAGAAGAAGAAGAAGAAGAAGAAGAAAACACACACACACACACACCCCUCUAA